CCUUUCUCCCUCGUUCUCUUUGGUUGUGCCCGCAUGUCUAUCUUUUUACAGCCUAAUCCCACAUAUUGCUACCAAUCAGUCGACGGUGGAUGCCAACGUGGGGCAGAACAUUGUCCAUUGCGACAUGAUCUUCAACGAUGCUCUUGUGGCCGUGUGUUGCUCCUUGAUGUGGACAUGCAAGCUCACCUGGCUGGGAGAAGGCACCGUGAAGACCUUCGUGAGCUGAGAAUGAGACGACAAGAACACCAACGAGUUCCAGAAGCUCUCGUCAACGAGGAAGAAGAAGCCACGCCCUGCGACCGCUGUGGGGCGAUGCUAGCCCAAUAUGAGCAGAAACGACAUCUCCAAAUGCACCUCAGAACGCGCCGAAGGCUGUUUGCGGACGCCAAUGCGAUGGAUUUGGAGGCGGAGGCAGACAAGCACACAAUUUCGGUCUCACACCGAGAUGGCAUCGACUUUGGUGUCGUCGGUCUCGAAGACUCACUCCCUGUUGAUAUCACCGUACUCAAGGCCGGGAUGGACCGCAUCGUGCUAGAGACAUUGGCCAUGAGGAAUUUGGCCUCCAAAUUCUCCGCAACCCUUGCUGGCAAAAGUCGAUGGGUCACGCACAUCCGAGCUCGCACACUCUGCAUUCGGUUUGUUCCAGAGAUCGAAGGCGAAUUCAAGGACGUGUUGGAGCUUGUGUUUCUCAAUGUCACCACACGCGAGCGGUUUUUGAUCACGCGCAAAGUGACCGCCACGGUUGGUUCCAAAGAGGACCAUGAAUUGCUCAAGCCGACCUCUGAAUACGUGCGGCGGCCACGUCCCACACCGAUUCCAUUCAAGGGGAAGGUUAUUCAGAGUAUCCGUCCUCCAACUUGGGGUCCCAACGCGUGGAAGUCCAAGCUGUUGCCAUACGAACCACCUGCGGACCUGAUCAAUGUCGCAUUUGGGUCACCUCAUGGGAGGGACGUGGCAAGAGGCGUCAAGAGAUUGAACUUGGAGUUAUAUGCGAUGACGGAUGUGGAGUUGAAGCCCAAUCAUCCUCGUUAUGAUCUUCAAGUCAAGGGCCUUGAGGAAGGCCGGCCAAGUGUAGUCAUUGGAGAUUUCAUCCGUGUCAAGCACACGGGCAGCGAAGACGGUCCAUGGUAUGAGGGGAGGGUUCAUCAAGUCCACCAGAACCACGUCAGCCUGCGGUUCGGAGACGAGUUCAGCACCUACAGGGGAAACAAAUUUGAUGUUCGCUUCACGCUAAACCGACUGCCACUUCGGCGAAUGCAUCAAGCGUUGACGAAUAAGUCAAACCCGCAGCGCCUUUUAUUUCCAGACGCGCGUGCGCCGUCCCUGAACCGGCGGUCUUCAACGGCAGAGAUGGACCAAAUACUACCCGUAAACCGUCUUGUUGCCGAAGACAAGGAACAGCUAGAGACAGUUGCUGCUAUAUUGCAUCGCCCGAAGGGGGAGUGUUCCCUUCGUGGUUUUUGGGCCGUAUGUCAAAUGGUUUCAUCUACACUUUUCUUGGUGGCUAAUGCGAGGAGCAGACCCGGAACAGGCAAGACGGUGACCAUUGUGGAGGCGAUUAAGCAAAUUGUCCUCAAAGACCCGAAUGCGCGUGUUCUAGCGUGUGCUCCGAGCAACUCCGCGGCGGAUUUAAUGGCUCAAAGGCUGGCAUCGACGACGGAGAGUCUUUUACGACUUAACUCCCUGACUCGAAAGCAUGGUGACCUGCCCAAGGAUCUGCAGAAAUAUUCCUUGAUCAACGGAAACCUGACGUUUGUCCUCCCCAUCCUGGAGGACCUCGAGAAGUACCGUGUUGUUGUCUCAACGUGUCUCUCCGGAGGCGUGCCCGCCCAGCUAGGAAUUAAACGUGGGUAUUAUUCACAUAUCUUUGUUGACGAGGCUGGGCAGGCGACCGAGCCAGAGGUCAUGCUCCCAAUCAAGAGCCUUGCAGAUGUGAACACAAAUAUCGUCCUUGCAGGUGAUAUUAAACAGCUUGGCCCCAUAGUGCAGUCAUCAUUGGCGGCUAGCUUGGGUCUUUCGAAGAGUUAUCUUGUGCGCUUGAUGCAGCGCGAUAUAUAUAGUCUAGAAGCAGAUGCGCCUGUUGGUGGGCGCGGUAUCAAUAUCGUCAAGUUGGUGAAUAAUUUCCGGUCACACCCGGCUAUCUUGAAUUUCUCGAAUAAUCAAUUUUAUGACGGAGAAUUGGUAUCAUGCGGGAAUCCCGCACUCAUCAAGAGUCUCGAGAACUCGGAUGAAUUGCCCCGCAAGAAAUUCCCGUUGAUUUUCCACGGAAUCGCUGGUAAAGACCAGCGAGAAGGGUUCUCCCCUUCGUUUUUCAAUAUUGACGAAGCUACGAUCGUCAAGAAAUAUGUUGGUUCAUUAUUGUCCAACAAGAAGCUUCGGCUGAGAGCUGAGGAUAUCGGGAUUAUCACUCCCUACCAUGCCCAGCGGUGCAAGAUAAACUUGUUGCUCUCCAAGGAGCCCAAGUUCAAAGGCAUCACUGUCGGGAGCGUUGAAGAGUUCCAGGGCCAAGCAUGUUUCUCUGAUGCCAACGGAGAACGGAGGGUGAUAAUUAUGUCGACAGUCAGGAGCAACACCAACUAUGUCGAAUCAGACAUUCGAAAGUCGCUUGGCUUCGUGGCGAGCCCGCAACGUUUCAAUGUCGCCAUCACGCGAGCGCAGGCGCUCCUUAUCGUCGUGGGGAACCCGGAUGUUCUCAGCCUCGACCCUCUCUGGCGAGAGUUUAUGAACUAUGUGCAUUCUGGUGGUGGUUGGCGCGGCAAAACGAUUUCAUGGGACCCGGAAGUGCCAGUCAGCCAGUCGACGCCUGAUGUAUACGACCGCGCGAUGAAGCGAAAGGCGGAGGGAGAUGCAGAAGAAACGAUGGCACGCUUAAAGGCCCUCAUACUCCGCAGGAACGACGAUUCCGACUUGGAGUUGGACCUUUCUGAUGACGAGCCAGAAUGGGGCACGGGUAUCGAACAGCCCAUCCGCUGGGACGCAGAAUAA
This is a messenger RNA of Mycena indigotica, 2985 nucleotides long. Its product is annotated as RNA helicase. NCBI's taxonomy places the organism in Eukaryota, Fungi, Basidiomycota, Agaricomycetes, Agaricales, Mycenaceae. The transcript is spliced from 10 exons. The coding region runs from base 34 to 2985 and encodes 983 amino acids. The record is from RefSeq and is a predicted model, not a curated record. Gene Ontology annotation, molecular function: RNA binding; metal ion binding; 5'-3' RNA helicase activity.